Molecule: messenger RNA, 872 nt
Organism: Panicum hallii
Lineage: Eukaryota; Viridiplantae; Streptophyta; Magnoliopsida; Poales; Poaceae
Product: glutaredoxin-C3-like
Exons: 1
Coding region: 107-520 (137 amino acids)
Source: RefSeq, a predicted model, not a curated record
ACCACACUCGCCCUUGCUCUCGCAAACCUUGACGACAUUGCUACUAGCAGCUAGCCCUCUGAUCAGUAGCCGUGUGUAGGCACUAGCUCGCGACAGAUUAUCGACAAUGCAGUACGGCGCGGCGGCGGAGCAGGCGUGGUACAUGCCGGCGGUGGUGGCGCCGGCGGCUGCCGCGGAGACGGCGGCGGAGCGCGUGGAGCGGCUGGCGUCGGAGAGCGCGGUGGUGGUUUUCAGCGUGAGCACCUGCUGCAUGUGCCACGCCGUGAAGCGGCUGUUCUGCGGCAUGGGCGUGCACCCGGCGGUGCACGAGCUGGACCUCGACCCGCGGGGCCGCGAGCUGGAGCGCGCCCUCGCCUGCCUCCUCGGCGCCGCCGCCGCACCCGGGGCCGCGGCGCCGCCGGUCGUGCCCGUCGUGUUCAUCGGCGGCAGGCUGGUCGGCGCCAUGGACCGCGUCAUGGCCGCGCACAUCAACGGCUCCCUCGUGCCGCUGCUCAAGGAGGCCGGUGCGCUCUGGCUCUGAGCGAGCUCUCCCGACGCUCGCGCCGUCGUCGCUGCUCGUCGGAGCUAACUGUCGUCGUAGGGCAGAUUAAAGUAAUACAUCACCAUCCACAGUCGUAGUGAGUCGAUCGAUCAUAGAGUGCGUGCUUGUGUGCUUGUGUGUUAGAGAGGGAGAGAGAGAGAGGUCGGUGAUUUUUUUACUGAUGCUGCCUCCGUCUUGUGUGUGGGAGUGUGGUAGAGUUGGCACGUGCUCGCAUGCUCACACGUACGAGUAUGAGUGUGCGCGAUGCUUGCUAGAUGCAAGAAGAGAUCUAGCUGCUGUUUAGUGUCAUCAAUCUCUUCGACCUUAUUAAUAUGCAGUUUGGCUUGCCUUA